Molecule: messenger RNA, 1988 nt
Organism: Quercus lobata
Lineage: Eukaryota; Viridiplantae; Streptophyta; Magnoliopsida; Fagales; Fagaceae
Product: ethylene-responsive transcription factor CRF2-like
Exons: 1
Coding region: 797-1879 (360 amino acids)
Biological process (GO): regulation of DNA-templated transcription
Molecular function (GO): DNA-binding transcription factor activity; DNA binding
Source: RefSeq, a predicted model, not a curated record
UUCUCUGCGUGUCUUAUCUCUCUCUCCCUCUCUCAAAGUUCACAACAAUCACUCAGUAACAGCUUCUACUGUUCUGCUAGGAGUACUACCACAUACAAAACAGCUCUCUUUUCCAAAACUCUCAGUUUCUUUUCCCACGCAGUUUCUUUUCUCAGAGAAACAUUUGUGGAUUGCCGGAAAUAGCAAAUUUGUCGGUUAAAACCAGUUGAGUUUUUUUUUAAGGAUUGAGGUUUCAGCUUACCUUUAGGUGAACCCAUUUUUGAGUUUUUGAUUCGGUCGACAUUUAUUCUCUUUCCUUUUCCGGCAAAAGCAAAAAUAUUUUGACACUCUCUCUUUUCCUUUUUUCCGCUUUGAAACUUUCCCAGAAAUUUCCCCCUCUUUUUCUUUAAUCUUUAUCACAUUUCAUUUCCUAUUUCUCUCUCUCUCUCUCUCUCUCUCAAAGACACACAGAGUCACGCUCACACUCUUUUUCUAAGCUCCUUUAUUUGUGCCAACUUUCCUUGAAAUUUCUCUUCCUUUCAUAAAACCCCUUUAAUUUGUUUCUUCCUUUUUGGGGUUCUUGAAUCAGUAUUAUUAUAAAUACCCAUUAAUGGUUUGAUUUCUCUCCGUUUCAAGCUUCUCUUUAACGUGUUCUCUCUCUCUCUCUCUCUCUCACCUUUCUUCUUUUAUACCCAUUUCUCUCUUUAUUCUCCUAAAGAAUCUCAAUUCUCAAAACCCCCACUUCUUUUCACUCACACACACGCUCUCUCUCUCUCUCUCUCUUUCACUCAUUCGAGCUUUCGCUUUCAAUGCUCUUAUGAGCGAAUCUUUAACCACCAUGAACCACCACUACCAAAACCACAGUGCUCAAGUGAAAUACACAGAGCACCGAGUCAAUAUCGCAAAGCUUCUCAAACCGGUUCAAAUUUCCGAAACUUCUUCUUCAACCGAAUUAAUGAAACAGCAGCAGCAACAACGACAACGCAGAGUUGUACGGAUUUCCGUUACUGACGGAAACGCCACCGACUCAUCCAGUGACGACGAAGACCAAGGACGCCAGCGAGUCAAGAGGUUCGUUAACGAGAUCACUAUCGAGUCGUCGUGUUCGACUCCUCCUCAACCCGAAAACGACACCGUUUGGAGGAAACGGUCUUGUAGUGGCAGAACAAAGAGUGCACGGAAAAAGUGUGCCUCUAAGGUCAGAGGAGUAACGAAGGUACCACCAACAACCACAACGACGACGACGGACAAGAAGUUCAGAGGAGUGAGGCAAAGGCCUUGGGGAAAAUGGGCGGCUGAGAUCAGAGACCCACUCCGCCGUGUACGGCUGUGGUUAGGCACGUACGACACGGCGGAAGAGGCAGCUAUGGUUUACGACAACGCGGCUAUUCAGCUGCGUGGACCCGACGCGCUCACCAACUUCACUUCUCCUCCGGCCAAGUCCUCGCCGGAAAGUCACAAGCCGGUGGUCCCAACCAGCUCCGGCGACGAGUCUCACAACAACAACAACAAGAACUCACCUACUACUGUGUUACUACAGUGUCCCUCACCUUCAAAUGAAGAAGCUGAUUCGUUGAUGAGGGAAACCCGAGAUAUCGGCGAUUUGCGAGAGGAGUCAUGUGUAUCGGAGAAUUUUUCGGAGUUUUCGGAGCAUUCGGGUUUUGAUUCUUUGAUACCGGACGAUAUUUUUGACUUCCGGAGUUCGGUACCGGAUUUAUUAUUCGACGAUACGAGUGUGAACGACAAUGUUUUUGCUGGAGAGGAUUUCGGUUUCGGAGAAAGCGAUAUGUUUAUGAGUUCAUGUGAGAAUUUCGGAUUCGGGUACUCGAGGUGGCAUGCGGAUGACUACUUCCAAGAUAUCGGCGAUAUAUUUGGGUCAGAUCCUCUUCUGGCUCUUUGAAAAAGACUAUGUAUCGGCGAUAUAUUUAGAAUGUCGCGGUUCCUGUGUUGCCAAAAAUCGGCAAUUUUUGUAUCGGUGGGAACGAGAUAUCGGAUGUACUUUUUUGUUA